This is a messenger RNA of Cryptococcus deneoformans JEC21, 1603 nucleotides long. RefSeq names its product pyruvate dehydrogenase (acetyl-transferring), putative. Bases 205 to 1548 code for a protein of 447 amino acids. Gene Ontology annotation, molecular function: catalytic activity. Lineage: Eukaryota; Fungi; Basidiomycota; Tremellomycetes; Tremellales; Cryptococcaceae. Gene Ontology annotation, biological process: response to nutrient; branched-chain amino acid catabolic process. The transcript has 9 exons. The record is from RefSeq and is a predicted model, not a curated record.
AAUCACCAUGCGGCCACUCUUCCAUUAUUCUUAUACCAUCUCAGCCGCAUACAGAUCAUUCCCAUGCUCUGAGUGUUGCAGUCUGCAAGUCGGCUCAGACGGAAGAAGAAACAACACAACGACUUCCAUAUCAUUACUUCACCCCGCUCUUCAGUCAUCUAGCCGUCGGUUUCCCCAUAAAAGAGCCAUCCGCCACUCUCCAGGAUGACAUUGUUGACUGGUUCUCGCAUUACACAGUCGUUCUUACUCACAGUGAAAACGAGAAAACCCCAGUGUUUAUGUCUCCUCCAAUCUGAACAAGGAAAACGUAUGUCCACAAAUCAUGCAGCCGUUCACAAAGGGAAACCACCUCCUUCACGAUCUGCCCCUGCUAUCAUCGAUAUGCAGAGUACGACGGAAGAACCACCUUUAGGGGAGAGUGAGCUUUUUCUUCGCACUCGAGAUGAAGCUUUGAAUACUCCCGGCAUGAAGUUCGCAGAUGGUCAUGGCCUCAAAGGACCUACAGGGAAAGGCCGACAGACAAGAAAGAUGAAUCUCUAUCAAGCCAUUCGUGACGCCCUGGGCACCGCCCUAGCCAAGAACCCGAAAUCUUUUGUAUUCGGCGAAGAUGUUGAAACAGGAGUGUUUAGAUGUACCACGGGCUUAGUAGAUGAAUUUGGAAAAAGACGUGUAUUCAAUACACCUCUCACGGAGCAAGGUAUUGCUGGCUUUGGCAUCGGAUUAGCAAGCGUAGGCGGAUGUGCCAUUGCCGAAAUACAAUUUGGCGAUUAUAUAUUUCCCGCUUUUGAUCAACUCGUCAACGAGGCAGCAAAACAAAGAUAUGCCAGCGGGGGCUCGUAUCCACCGGUUGGCGGAAGCCUUACCAUCCGUGCCCCUAUAGGUAGCGUGGGGCAUGGGGGCUUAUAUCAUUCACAAAGCCCUGAAGGAUUCUUUCUUGGUGCAGCAGGACUGAAGAUCGUCAUCCCGCGUUCACCCAUACAAGCCAAGGGAUUGCUUUUGGCCGCCAUUCGAGACCCGUCUCCAACCCUGUUCUUUGAACCUAAGAUUCUUUAUCGAGCGGCAGUGGAGGAGGUUCCUAUCGAUGACUACACCAUUCCAUUGGGACAGGCUGAAGUUAUUCGCAAAGGCGCAGACCUCACCGUAGUGUCCUAUGGUACACCUUUGCAUAUCUGCUUGCGAGCAAUCAAUAUGCUUCAGCAACCUCCGUCGAGCAUUUUAGGUUCACUUCCCCCCGGGCUUCGCCCUCCCCAGCCGGCUCCUUCUAUCGAAUUGAUUGAUCUUCGAACCAUUAAUCCGUUGCCCCUGGAAGACUUGGUGUCCGCCGUGCGAAAAACUGGAAGAUUAGUCAUAGUCCAUGAGGCUGGUCGAAGCGGGAGUGUGGGCAAUAAUAUCGCAGGCGAAGUGGGCAGAAGAGCAUUUGAAUAUCUUGAAGCACCCGUGGGAGUUGUUAGCGGAUGGGACACACCGGUGCCUUUAUCAUUCGAGCGAUUUUAUCAGCCUGAUGUGAUACGGGUCUUCGAUAAAUUAGUGGAAACAUUGUCUUAUUAAUCCUGCUGCCUGCUGCAGUCGAUGUAUAGAAACGCUCACAUAGCAACGAUAAAGA